AUGUUUUUCUCACCCUUCAUCACUGGGCUCCUCCCAAUUCUAGCAGCUACUUCCACACAAAUCGAAGCUCCCCAGCAUCCUAGCAUAUUUAUCCUCAGCGAUUACGCAUCCAGUACCUCAGCAUUGGGAAAUGCCCUCCAAACUUUAGGAUACACACAUAUCUCCGCCGAAACAUUGAAUAGUUCGUUACCACAACUCAGUACUCAUACAUUUACCGAACUCUCGAUGGAUGGCGCAUCCAACGAGCUCAUGAUUCAAUACCCAAAUACCAAAUUCAUCGUCCCGGUCUCAUCGUCGCGGAGACACGAAGGAAAAGUUGAUGCAGAGAGAAGACCCUGUGCUAAUAGCUGGCUCAAUCAUUUGGCUACGUGGAGUAAAUGGUCGCAAUAUACCUCAAACGUCAAUGUAGCCGAGGACAUCACAAUCGCUCAAUCCGAACAAUCAGAUUCCGUGACCAGCUCGCUCAAAAAGGAAGGACGAUUAUUAGAAAUUGCUCUCGACGAGCAAGAGAAUCAUAGAGGCGAGAAAUGGUUGAGAUUAUGCAAGUUUCUGGAUUUGGGAUAUAGUGUGGUGGAAAGAUUAAAUUUGAAGGAGUUUCCUUCAUCAAUAGGACAGGAGAAGAAAGCGGCGGGCUGGGGUGGAAAUUUAGGAAUGUGGAGAUUGGUCAUGCAGGGAAGUGGUGUUUGA
Molecule: messenger RNA, 687 nt
Organism: Botrytis porri
Lineage: Eukaryota; Fungi; Ascomycota; Leotiomycetes; Helotiales; Sclerotiniaceae
Exons: 1
Coding region: 1-687 (228 amino acids)
Source: RefSeq, a predicted model, not a curated record